AUGUUUGGAGUGGUGACAAUUGGAAUUCAAAUGUUUGGAGUAAUGACAUUCGGAAUUAACAUGUUUGGAGUGACGACAUUCGGUAUUCAAAUGUUUGCAGUGACGACAUUCGGAAUUCAAAUGUUAGGAGUGACACCAUUCGGAAUUCAAAUGUUUGGAGUGACGACAUCCGGAAUUCAAAUGUUAGGAGUGACACCAUUCGGAAUUCAAAUGUUUGGAGUGACGACAUUCGGAAUUCAAAUGUUAGGAGUGACGACAUUCGGAAUUCAAAUGUUUGGAGUGACGACAUUCGGAAUUCAAAUGUUAGGAGUGACACCAUUCGGAAUUCAAAUGUUUGGAGUGACGACAUCCGGAAUUCAAAUGUUAGGAGUGACACCAUUCGGAAUUCAAAUGUUUGGAGUGACGACAUUCGGAAUUCAAAUGUUAGGAGUGACGACAUUCGAAAUUCCAAUGUUAGGAGUGACGACAUUCGGAAUUCAAAUGUAAGGAGUGACGACAUUCGAAAUUCAUAUGUUUGGAGUGACGACAAUUGGAAUUCAAAUGCUUGGAGUGAUGACAUUCAGAAUUAAACUGUUUAGAAUGACGACAUUCGGAAUUCAAAUGUUUGGAGUGAUGACAUUCGGAAUUUAAAUAUUUGUAGUGAUGACACGCGGUAUUCAAAUGUUGUUUAGUGACGACAUUCGCAAUUCAAACGUUUCUAGUGAUGACAUUCGCAAUUCAAGUGUUUGUAGUGAUGACAUUCAGUAUUCAAAUAUUUUUGUGGUGGUGACAUUCGUAAUUCAAAUGUUUAGACCGAUGACAAUCGAACUCAAAUGUUUGGAAGGAUGAGAUUCGGAAUUCAAAUCUUUGGAGUGACGACAUUCGGUAUUCAAAUGUUAGGGGUGACGACAUUCGAAAUUCAAAUGUUUGGAGUGACGACAUUUGGAAUUCAAAUGUUAGGAGUGACGACAUUCGGAAUUCAAAUGUUAGGAGUGACGACAUUCGGAAUUCAAAUGUUUGGAGUGACGAUAUUCGAAAUUCACAUGUUUGGAGUGACGACAAUUGGAAUUUAAAUGUUUAGAGUGAUGACAUUCGGAAUUUAAAUGUUUUGAGUGACGACAUUCGGUAUUAAAAUGUUUGCAGUGACGACAUUCGGUAUUCAAAUGUUUCGAGUGACGUCAUUCGGAAUUCAAAUCGUUGGAGUGACGACAUCCGGUAUUCAAAUAUUUGGAGUGAUGACAUUCGGAAUUCCAAUGUUUGGAGUGACGACAUUCGG
Molecule: messenger RNA, 1255 nt
Organism: Porites evermanni
Lineage: Eukaryota; Metazoa; Cnidaria; Anthozoa; Scleractinia; Poritidae
Source: the annotation of a GenBank genome assembly